AUGAGCGAUGAAAUUAUCGAUCUUUACACGCAGAAACGCCAAACAAUAUUUCCUGGAAGUAGCGGAAGUUUUGGAGGCCAACUUUUGCCGGAACUUCUGCCGGCGGCUGAAAUCCAAAGAAAAUUUCCGCGUGAAUUACCUGUAACGAGGACUAAAAAUGGUGUAACGAAAAAUCGGAAAAUACCCGCGCUGGGCAUACAUUCUGAUCUUUUCAAAAGAUGGGCUGAGGCCAUCGACGAAAAGCCACCUAACAGUCCUGUCAGCAAAAAUGGUACUGCCGGUAAACCGUCUAAGCAUGACAGCACCGCAUCGCUUCUUCCAACCGGUCAACCUGGAGAAACUUUAUCUCAAUCUUACGGGGAUAAAUACCGGGAUGUUUUCGAACUGCAAUAUGGAUGCGGUAAUUAUAUUACGGUAGCGCAAAAGAUUAACCCCAUACGCGACGAACCCACAUUAGUCGCCCUUGUCAAGGGCCUGUCGUACCUGGAGGCGGAAGGCCUGGAACACGGGCAGCUUAGCUGUUCCGAAAUCCUGGUAGACACGUCUGGCCAAGUCAAAAUAUGGUCAUACGAGAAUUGCCAGCCCGUGGUACAAGACUGUGCGGAUAUGAGGUCGUUGAGCAAAAUAACUAUGGAAUUAAUGCAGGGCUAUUGUAAGGAAAACGGACGGGUAGGAGUAGACGAUCUUGUUCGCUGGCCAGCCGACUCCCGGGCCGUCGACUUCCUUUCGGUAACGGCGGAUACCAGUGACUUAGGUUUGCUUUCAAAUGGGUUCGGAAACUGCACUGUGGCUACAUUAGAACGUAAUCCGAACCAAGCUUUUAGUGUUGCCAACGUGAUACGGAAUUUUGCUGCCGAGUCUGCCGGGCAAAAACGGAACCCAAGUGAUGUGUCAUCACAGUGUGGCCCGAAUUUGGGCUCAGCCGGAGGCCAAAUAUGGGCUUGA
This is a messenger RNA of Pyricularia oryzae 70-15, 945 nucleotides long. RefSeq lists its product as uncharacterized. Bases 1 to 945 code for a protein of 314 amino acids. The transcript is spliced from 5 exons. The record is from RefSeq and is a predicted model, not a curated record. Lineage: Eukaryota; Fungi; Ascomycota; Sordariomycetes; Magnaporthales; Pyriculariaceae.